AUGUCUUCGGAUGCCAAUACUAUUGUUUAUUUAUUAAAUAUUGGAACUCUUUUAUAUAAAACUUUUGGUUUAUUUAUAAUUAUUCUUAGUACAAUUGGUAAUAUAUGUAAUUGUUUUGUUUUUCUAUGUAUUCGAUCUUUGAAUAAACAUCCAAAUGGAUUAUUUGUCAUUGGUUUAUCAAUAGGUAGUUUGUUAUAUAUAAAUAUUGGUUUAUUUUCACCUAUAAUAUCAGUGUUAAGUGAAUUUAAUCCAUUAAAUCGAUGUUUUAUGUGUAUUUGUUUUUCUGCUUUUGAUCAAUUUCUUUUAACUUUACCAAGAAUAAAAUGGCAACGAUUAAUAACACGUAUUCGAGCUCAAUUAAUGAUUUUAUUUACAGCAAUUAUUUGGCUUAUAAUUUUUUUGCCACUAUCGAUAUUCUCUAAUCAUAUUCAAACAUCACCAACAACAUUUACUUGUACAAUUUCUAUUCCUAUAAUUAGCGUUUAUGCUAGUUAUUGGGUUAUAAUUGGUUAUUAUUUUUUACCAAUUAUUUUAAUAUUAAUAUUAUUUUGUUUAACUUGGUAUAAUUUAAAACAAUUUUUAAGACGUCGUCGUAAAUUAGAAAGUGCAAUGACUCGUAUGAUGCUUAUUCAAAUGAGUGUUAUACUUAUUAGUGGAAUACCAGCAAGUAUCUGUACUAUUUAUUCAUUAGCUACAAAAUAUUCUACUAAAACAUAUCUAAGAUCAGUAUAUGAAUCUGUUAUUUUCCUUGCUUUUAUUUUAUUUACAUUUUUUACAAAUGGAAUUUCUUUUUGGGUUUAUUUAUUUGCAUCUAAAACAUUCAGAAAACAUAUUAAAGAUUUUAUUUCAAAAUUAAAAUUAUUCAAAAAUCGACUAAUACCGUUUUCUACAUCAACAACAAGAAUGAACAUACCUCAGUAG
Molecule: messenger RNA, 921 nt
Organism: Rotaria sordida
Lineage: Eukaryota; Metazoa; Rotifera; Eurotatoria; Philodinida; Philodinidae
Source: the annotation of a GenBank genome assembly